AUGGCGUGUCAAGUCAAAGGAACAGCAUUCAUUACCGGCGGCGGCUCAGGAAUCGGCAAAGCCACCGCUCUAGCUUUCGCGCAAAACGGCAUCCAAUCCAUGGCCCUCGUCGACCUAAACCUGGCUCUCCUUGAAAAGACUCGUGACGAGCUCCUCGCCCAAUUCCCAAAAAUCAACAUAGAAACAAUCCAGGCAAACGUUGCCGACGAAGCAUCCGUCGAGAACGCAGUGCGCCAGACAAUCGAGCGCUUUGACAGUAUCGAAUUAGGCAUCAACUGCGCUGGAAUCAGUGGAACUCCCACACCAACGGAUAAGAUGACGCUCGCUGAGUGGCAAAAGGUUAUUGAUGUCAAUCAGACUGGUGUGUGGCUAUGCCAGAGGGCUUUGAUUCGGCAGAUGUUGCAACAAGAGCCGCGAGGUGGCCGUGAAGGACGAGGCGUCAUUGUGAAUGUCUCGUCGAUGUUUGGCGUUAGUGGUCCUCCAGGCCCAUUCGAUAUUCCUCACUACACAGCGGCGAAACAUGCUGUGGUUGGUUUGACCAAAAUGGACGCGAAAGCCUACUCGCGACAGGGAAUUCGCAUCAAUGCUAUAUGUCCCGGCUUCGUCGAUACCCCCAUCAUCAAGCAGCAAAUUGAGUCUGGGUCGAUGAACCCCGCGUUUGAGAUGACGCCUCUUGGACGGCCAGCGCAGGUGAAGGAAAUUUCAGACGCGAUACUAUUCUUAUCCUCUACUAUGAGCAGCUAUAUGUGUGGUACAGCGCUAGUAGUUGAUGGAGGGUUUACCGUCUAG
This is a messenger RNA of Penicillium daleae, 789 nucleotides long. RefSeq names its product SDR family NAD(P)-dependent oxidoreductase. The coding region runs from base 1 to 789 and encodes 262 amino acids. The transcript is spliced from 5 exons. The record is from RefSeq and is a predicted model, not a curated record. NCBI's taxonomy places the organism in Eukaryota, Fungi, Ascomycota, Eurotiomycetes, Eurotiales, Aspergillaceae.